CUUUUCUCGAUAUUUUUAAUUGUACAAGUUUGAAACUAAUAUGCUGUAAAUAUAUUUAGCAGAUACCAUGAACAUUUUGAAAGAUAGCGAUGUUAAAGAUUACAUAUCAACAUUAGACGGAUUAAGUCCAAUUCAGUGUGUGCCCUCAGUCUGUCAGUGCAUUAAGGAUAAUAUACCGGAAAACGUUCAUUCUAAAUAUUCUAAUAUCGCAUAUCCUUUCAGUAAUAACCUGGCCAAAUUAGCUGCCAACCAGGAGCCAAAAAACAUAAGACUGAUUAUAAUGUACAUAACAAAGAUUACUUAUUUCAAUGGAGACACAAUGAAGUUUUUAGUCAAUGAAAUGUUAGAAUGCAAAGAUGUUGCAACAGUUGAACAAUAUUACAACGUUCUUGUUAAAAACUUCGAAAUGCAUCCACCAUGCGUUCAAUAUAUGGAUACAGAGUAUGAACAAUUACUACUCGGCUCGUAUAGUAAAGAUUUUGGAGAAAUGACUUUGUGGGAUUAUAUAAUAGAACUUUUGAAUCAGAUCACAAGUGGUUCUCUUUUGUAUGGAGACAAUACGGUAUUUGAUUUGGCAUUCAAAAACUGUUUUAGAUUUUGCAUAUGCGUUCUACAAUUUGACUAUGAAGUGUCCAAAAAAAAUAAUAGUAGAUCUUUGGUUGCAAAAUGCUUAAAGCUUAAUUCUGAAAGAAAAACACGAAUGAGUGAAAUCACUAAACUUUUGGAUAUGUUAUUUAACACUGGGUAUGAUUUUCAAUUACCAGUUAUCAAUCUUGCAAUACUUGAAUAUAUUGCCAUAUUGCAGUUUAAUAUGAACAUUAUAUAAAAUAAUGCAGAAAUAUUUUUGACUUCUGUCAAUUUCUAUCCUUACUGAGACAAGAAAUUGAAUCAAUGGAUCGGACCAUUUAAUAAAAAUAAGAAUUUAUCUACAAUAGAUGGAUCAAUUAUAAUUUGGUUAUUUAACUAUAUACAAUAAGUUUUUAUUAUUAUUGUUCAA
This is a messenger RNA of Rhopalosiphum maidis (corn leaf aphid), 997 nucleotides long. RefSeq lists its product as uncharacterized. Lineage: Eukaryota; Metazoa; Arthropoda; Insecta; Hemiptera; Aphididae. The transcript is spliced from 3 exons. The coding region runs from base 68 to 826 and encodes 252 amino acids. The record is from RefSeq and is a predicted model, not a curated record.